UUUUUUUUUUCUUUUUAUCAAACCAUGCCUCGCCAUUCCAAGAACAAUACAGCUUCAAGUGUAUUCACAUACCAUGAAUCUCAUACCCUUGAAUACGGUACCAAAAGACAACGUUUAGGACGUGAUUCAUAUAAAAACUACGAUGCAUGUUUCCUCUGCCUUCAAACAGCCAGGGAUCCCGUAUGUUGUGGUCAAGGUCAUUUAGCUUGUCAAGAAUGCAUGUAUGAAUCCAUUUUACAACAAAAGCAAUCGAUCGCUCAUCAACAACGUACAUUGGAUCAACAAACUCAAGAGAAACAAGCCCAAAAGCAACUUUCGGAUUUAGAAGCUCAACGUGUCAUUCUGGAUACUUUUGAUAAGACUCAAAAUAGUAUGUUGGGUAACCGUCAAGUACCCGUCGAUAGCAAAAAGCGUAAAAGAUUGGAAGAAAAAGAGGACGAGGAGAAACGUACAUUGAAUGAACAGGCCAUUGAUGAAACUGCUCUUCAAUUGAAGCAGGAAAAGGAAGAAGCUGCUAAACCAAAGAUCGGUUCCUUUUGGGUGCCUUCUGUUACGCCAGCAGCAGAUGCUUCUGCUUUGAAACCUGUCAAGACACAAGUCUUGUGUAGUGCAGUUGAAAAGGCUCAUCCCCUUAGUAUCAAAUCACUCAUCACUGUGAAAUUUCAAAAGGAAGAAGGCACGAAAAAGGACGGUAAUGUGUGUCCUGCUUGUUUAAAGACAUUGACCAACGCAUCCAAAUUAUCUGUAUUACGUAAUUGCGGGCAUGUAAUGUGUAAUGGAUGCAUUGAUAAAUUUGUUAAAAAGUCAAAGACAUGUUAUGUCUGUGAACAAAAGACGAAAACAAAAGACAUUAUUGAUAUGAGUCCUGAGGGUACAGGAUUUGCCAGUGCUAGUACGAAAGCGGUUGCCGAAAAGUUUAAUUUAUGUUUCCAAUAGUUUUUUUUUUUUUACAUAAAAUUCUGUGAUUUUUUUUUUUUUU
Mucor mucedo is the source of this 979-nucleotide messenger RNA. RefSeq lists its product as uncharacterized. The transcript is spliced from 5 exons. Lineage: Eukaryota; Fungi; Mucoromycota; Mucoromycetes; Mucorales; Mucoraceae. The record is from RefSeq and is a predicted model, not a curated record. Gene Ontology annotation, cellular component: nucleus. Gene Ontology annotation, molecular function: ubiquitin protein ligase activity. The coding region runs from base 25 to 936 and encodes 303 amino acids.